UGGCUGCAGUUGUGUGUGAGGAGAGUUCAUUGGGUCUCUCUGCUAACUGAUUGGCUGCCUUGCACAGAGGCACAGUUGCUGGCUGCAUUCUGAAAAUGGAAUCACCCAACAGAGUUCCCUGAUUGAGAGAAACACCCUUAAAGCUCGGUCGCCUUCUCGUUUUAUUUGAAUAUUACAUCACUUCAAAUAUAUAAGAACACUUAUAAAAUAUAAGUACAGCAGUACUUGGAUGUGACAGUACGGAAUUAACUGGAUGUAAGACAGCGUGGACAGCAGUGUUUCUUAGUCUUGUGCAAAUCGCGUGACUGGCUACAUUGGUGCUGCAUUCGGGUGUUGCUGCAUAAUUUGUUUAAGAUUUGCAAUUGCUCCGAGAAGUAUCGGGGAGUUAUUUAUAGGGUUAUUUUCAUUAACUUUGUAUAGGAUUCCUUGACCUAAGGAAAGGGCGACUGGAGGACUGUAUCCGGCUGCACUGGCUCUUUUCCUACAGACAGGCAUCCUGUCAAUCCAUUGCCCCUUGGUGAGAGUUGAUUGAAGGCCCGUGUGGGGAACCUGCCAGGAACAAUGGGGAGGAAGCUGGAUCUUUCAAGUCUGACUGAAGAUGAAGCGGGCCAUGUACUUCAGGUGGUCCAGAGGGACAUGUGUCUUCGGAAGAAAGAGGAGGAACGCCUGAAUGAAAUGAAACAGGAGCUUGAUGAAGAAGGCAGCAAAUGCACAAUCCUCGCCAGACAUAACAAGUUUAAUGACCACAGCUGCAUGCGCUGCUGCUCUCCUUUCACGUUCCUCAUAAAUACGAAGCGCCAGUGCCUGGACUGCAAAUUCAAUGUCUGCAAGAGCUGCAGCAGCUACAGCAAGAAAGAAAAGGCAUGGAUCUGUGCUGUCUGCCAGAAGAGCAGGCUUCUAAGAACGCAGUCUUUGGAAUGGUACUACAGUAACGUCAAAAGCCGAUUCAAACGCUUUGGCAGUUCCAAGGUUUUGAAGAUGUUAUACAGAAAGCAUCGUACAGAAAGAGGAGCUUUCUCAGACAUAGGAGAGGGAAGCAUUAAUGAAGGAAUUGUUGACUAUGCAGAAAGCACCUGUGGCAGCGACUCUACGUUUUACAGACAAAGUGAAGGGCACAGUAUGGCGGAAACCCUUACAGUCGCACUUCGAGUUGCAGAGGAAGCAAUAGAGGAGGCGAUUUCUAAGGCUGAAGAGUGUAGGGAUAGUUUGGAGAAGCAAAAUGAGGCCCAGUACCUGCGUGAUAACAAAGAAGAACUAAUAGAAGAACUUGCCACGACAAUUGUGCAAAAAAUUAUAAGGAGGAGGAAGAAUUCAGAGAUGCAGCCAGACUCUGAGGUGGAAUGGCCUCUGUCCCGAAGCAGUGGUCUGACAUCCCCGACAAUCUCCGAGCACAGUACUGUCAACUCUCAGACGAGCCGCAAAGGAUCCUACAGCUUAUGGAGAUCUCAGUCUGCUUUCUCUCUCACCGGUGACGAACCUCCAGUACAACCAAUGGAUUCCAACUGGAAGUCUACCAUUUCUAAAGCAACAUGGAGGAGCCAAGAGGGAUAUCCCAGCCUGAAAAAUGAUCCCAGACUAUCCUCACUUCCAAGCUGGAGAAGCAUGGAUAGGCUUGAUAAUUCUAAUCCAUCUUCUGUUUUACAAAGUCCUGAUGGAAACUGGAUAGCCCUGCAAAGCACAUUUCAGUCCCGUCCGAGUUUGCUGACCAAACCCAAAAGCCAGGUGUUCACAGCUCUUGAGAAGGAAUCUGGCGUUAUCUCUGCCUAUGAUGAAUUGGGCUCAGAUACUGAAGAUGAAUGUGAUUUAAACGAGUUCAGAAGGCGGCCACGAAAGCUCUCAGAUGAAACCUACUACACUGACUCCCAGUAUGAUCCUGAAUGGACAUAUGCAAAGCAUCGGCCUGUCACCUCCCCAUCCUCUGGGCAGUACACCAACACAGAGACCAUGUUCUCUGAUUCAGAAACCUCCUCUGUGCAUUCUGUGAGAGACAGCCUGUCACAGAUUGGAAAGCAGCAGGUAUUGAAGAGGAAAGGCCCAGACCAUGGCGAGGCACUUGAUAUCAACUUUAACCCACAAGCAUGUGGUUUGGGUACUGUGGACAGUAGCGAGGCAGAGGAGCCCAACAGGCCUUGUGUCAGGAGGUCUCGGCGCAGGAGGAAAAGCAAACCUUCGUGCAGAGAGCAUGCUCACGACAGAGAGCGUCAUCACACGCAAUCUACAGCUGCUUACCAGAUCUAUGAUGAUUCACUGGGAGCAGGUGCUGUUGACGAAGGCUUCCUUCCACAAAGAGAAGCAGAUGCCUUGGAGAUGAAACUGAAGUCAAAGUUAUCUGAGCUGACUGCUAAUGUGAGCGAUAAUGAGUCUUCUUCAGGAGAAGAGAGGGAGCAGGACAUCAGACUGACUCAGGUACCACUGGAGAGCUCCUGUUAUGAAGAGAGACAAAGCAUUCAGGAGGAUACCAGGAAGGAUGGAGAAAAUGCUUUAACACUUCAACACAAGCUACAGUUCUUAUCAUCAGUCUUGCAACAGAAGUAUUCUGCUGUAUCUCUCUGCAACAUCACAACAGAGGUCCUCAAAGUGAUCAAUGCCACAGAGGUGUUGAUUGAGGAAGCUACAGGGGACAGUGAUUCUCCAUCAAAACUGCAGGACAAGGGGAGACAUGGUGAGGAAACAGACACUGUAAAACUUCAAGAACACCUCACCAAACUGGAGGAAAACGUCUAUCUGACUGCUGGCACUGUUUAUGGCCUUGAAGGACAACUGGAUGACUUGGAAGAAUGUGCACGCAGCAUUAACAGCAUAACUACUGAGAAUCAACUAGCUUAUCUGGAGGAUCAAGUAGCGUCAGCAGCAGCACAAGUUCACCGAGCAGAGAUCCAGGUAUCAGAUAUUGAGCUACGGAUUUCAGCCCUUAAAAAUGCAGGUUUGAAUGUAACCCCAUAUAUGCGACUGGCAAAACAAAAGGAAGAUACACCACACCAGCCACAAACCAUAGAUACUUCACGGCAACUGAGAAGAAAACUUCCAGCCCCACCGAAGCAAGGAGACAAGAUUAACCCUGCUCUAAUAGUAACUGGAAGGACCUUCAACAGAAACUCAAUGUUUCAAAGUCCUUCAGGACAAAGAAUCACGAGUGAAAGGAAAAACAGUGCCAAAGACCACACAACACAGAAGCCAGAUGUGCAAUCCAAUUUUAUGUACUAAGACCACACUACUACAAUGCCAAGAUCACACUGCCUACAGCUGUACACAACAGUGCCUUGAUUCAACAACCAUGAAAAGGCUUUAAUAGGAAAUGGACUUGCAAUAGUCCUAAUCUGGUCAUGCUAAUGGAGCUCUACUUUGAUACCUCCCUAGGUUCAUCCUAAGUAUUGUGGCUUUUUGAUGGAAAUGUUCUGCCUUAAGUUAGAGACGUGCUUGAUCAAAGAUUGGUUUGCUUUGGUCAUUAGUUAAACAUGUUAUGGGAAGCACUUUUCCUUUUAUUUGUAUGCAAGGGUGGUGUUGAUGUUCUAAUCAUUAUUUUUAAAAUAACUAUUAUGUGUAAAUAAAUAAUCCAACUUUUGAUAAAUUUGAUUUCUAAAUAUGUCCGCUGUAAUGUAUCGUAAAGUAAAACAUCACCAUGUGAGACUGGAGUUUACUAUCAGUAAUGGUUGUUUAUGCAAUUAAUUCUUUACAAUUUGUUAAUUCUUUUUUGGUUUGUUUGUUAAAUUGUUUAAAAAAAUAAUACAGUAAUUAAGUUAUUUGAUAAUCAUUAUCACUAACAGGUGCUGAUAGUGGCUGGGAAUUAUUUCAUUUUAUACAACCAGUCCUUAUAAAGACAACAGGCUCUAUUCACAAAGAUUUAACACGUGAUCUAUUAAAGCUAUUUUGAUUAAUAAAACAAAGCUUUUAUAUUCAUGAAACUCAUAUGGAUUGUUGUUGAACAAGUGUGUUAAAUGUUAUAUCAGUAUCAAACUAUAUGGUAUAAACAAAAUCCUUGAAUAAUUCAGGAAUUAUGUUUUGUGAUUUUUAAUGUGCUUUUUUGUUCUGUCAGCCAAUUAAAACCUCUUGUAAUAAUGUAUUUGACAAAUGUGGUGUUUAAAGAGGAAUAAUACUGUACAUGGCAGGAAUCAAGAUUUCUGUUAAAAUCUACUGGUUGGUGGAGGAGCAGUUUAUAUGGGGUAUCUUAGAGAGGGCACUGAAAGUACCUAUAAAGGAGUAAAUGUGAGGUAGGGCCAAGAUUUUCGUUUUUUCCCCAUCACAAAAUCCUUGGAGUAAUGUCUGUGUUAUAGUUUAUAGUAUUAUUAUGGCCAUUCUUCAGACAAUAAUAUAACCUGGAAUGUUUUUUACUUAUAUGCAGUUGGUAGUUGUAUUCCAUCCCUAUAACUGCGUUCAUAGAUAAAACAAAAAUACUGUACUGUGUAUUGGGUAGAAGUAAAAGCACGACUUAUUCCACUUGCCAACAUAACAUGUUUGCCCUCUACUCAUGUGUUUUGCUCAUCUGAAUGCCAAAAGUGUUGUAGUAAAACUGAAAGGAAUUGAAAACCAAAGCUAUUGAUGGCUUAAAAGCAGAUACAAUGAUGGGCCUUAUUAUGGGCCCCAUAGUUUGUGCUACACAGUUUGGCUUACAUAUAGUCUCACUAAGCAAAAAAUGUCAUCUGUACUAAAAUAUGUCAGUUUAGGCUGUUUUAUCAAUUAAGUAUUGUUCUGUAUAGGUAUUGUAAAAGAAAAGUGUGGUCCUUCCCAGACAAUCAUCAUAUCUGUGUGUAAAAGGAAUACUGUAUGUCAAUGUGACAUUUCAAAAUCUAACAUUAUUAUUAUUAUUUGUUUAUUUAGCAGACGCCUUUAUCCAAGGCGACUUACAGAGACUAGGGUGUGUGAACCAUGCAUCAACUGCAGAGUCACUUACAAAUACGUCUCACCCGAAAGAUGGAGCACAAGGAGGUUAAGUGACUUGCUCAGGGUCACACAGUGAGUCAGUGGCUGAGAUGGGAUUUGAACCGGGGACCUUCUGGUUACAAGUCCUUUUCUUUAACCACUGGACCACUACAAUUAUGGCUUCUGGUAGACUUUUGCAAUAUCAUUUUGUAGUUUCUUUGAUUACAUGAUGUUAAAAGAUCUACAUUUUAUGUUCCUAUAGUUUUUUUUUUUUUUUUUUUUAAAUGUCUCAAUCCUCACUUGUGGCCAUAGCUGUAUCUAAUUGAAUAUUAAAUGGAUUUAAACACACUGCAGUGUUCUCUAUCCCCUGUGUUGUGCAACUAUGUGUUACUUACAAACUGCAACUUUCCAUGUAAAAAGUGUUAAAAGCAUUAUGUGUAGUUUGAAGUGAUGGAAAUCAGCUGCAAGGCAGAUUGUGCAAAUAACCAAAUUGAUAUUAGGAGAUUGACUUCUGUUGUAUUCUGUCAGGGGCAAUCAGAAUUGAAAACAUUAGAUAAAAUAAUUGCAAUUAUAGUUAAAUAGUUACAUAUAUUACAACUUUUUUAGGGGCAUAUCAAAGUAAUUGUAGUGUGUACCGGUAGUCUUGAUUUUAUGAAACGUAUCCCUUCUUUUCGGGGGGUAUAUAGUACAGUAUGUUGUCUUGAUGGUGGACCACAAGAGGAUAGUAGUAUUUAUUCAAUUGAAAUUCAGCGGUGCAAUUUUGUUUUUCAAAGCCUUGGUACCAAAUUAUUACAGUAGUAAGACCAGCAGCAGUUUGCACUAAUAGACUCGAAUGCCAUAUUCAGACAAUUUGAAGACCUAAGGCUGAACAAAAGUGUGCCUUAAAGUCUUUGUAAGACCUGUUCUCAUUUGGUCCUGCCUUGUUAAAAAAUUGAAUGAGUUUAAUGAAACCACACUACACAUUCCACUUCUAUCUUUGAAAUGCCCCUUGUAUUAUUUGCAAAUGUAAAUGUUUUGCCCAGCCCAGAAUUUAAAAAAGAAAAGCCAAAUUCUGCCAUAUUCUAUAGUAUCUUGUAUGUACCUCACUGAAAACCAUGUGUAGUUUCUUUAAAAACACGAUACAAACAUGAUCUAUUAUGUUGUCUUCCUAUUUUCAAUCUUUUUAAAUCUACCAGUUGUUGGAAACAGUUGAAGCCUUAUGUGAAAACAUUUAAAGUGUAUUGUUUAGAAGAAAAACUUGUUUGGAAAUCAAUAUUUACACAGUGAACCUGCAUUGAAGCUAGUCUGUGUGGGCUUGCUCAGACUUUUUGAUAUCAGGGCAACUUUAAGCAGCAAGACCAAUAUGUUUUUGCAUUGAAUGCUUCCAUUAUGUUUGACACACACCUUAUGAUAUAUACUUAAUUAGAAUUAUUUUGCUUUUUUUUUUUUUGCUUUUUUUUAUAGUAAACAGUAUCUGAAAAUCAACAAAAAUCCAUUGUUUGUAAAUGUCAGGUAACAUGUAAAUGUAUAUUCAUUCAAUCAUAAUUAUUUCUAGUGCAAUGUAUCAACAAUAAACAUUUGUGUUAAUGUACUGGGUUCUAGAUGAUUGCAGUAAAGUAUACUAUGCACAGCUUGCUCUACAAUUAUGUAUUCAUUAGCUAAACAUGUUGAUUGUUGAAGUUCAUAGUGAGAACAUUGAUUAAAACACUUAAAGAA
Messenger RNA from Acipenser ruthenus (sterlet), 6552 nucleotides. Its product is annotated as rab effector MyRIP-like. Gene Ontology annotation, molecular function: small GTPase binding; myosin binding; actin binding. The transcript has 18 exons. The record is from RefSeq and is a predicted model, not a curated record. Gene Ontology annotation, cellular component: cortical actin cytoskeleton. NCBI's taxonomy places the organism in Eukaryota, Metazoa, Chordata, Actinopteri, Acipenseriformes, Acipenseridae. Gene Ontology annotation, biological process: intracellular protein transport. Bases 562 to 3204 code for a protein of 880 amino acids.